UUUGUUGAAAUUAAAAUUACAAAUGUUAGAGUUAAUAGAAAUCCAGAUGAGUUUUCGUUUGUAGAUAUUUUAUUUGGCUUAAUACUUUUAUCAUUGCAAGAGUUAAUCAUAUCUUUGACAACUAAUAUAGAAGAAACAAGUCAAAUCCUAUAUAAAGAACUUAACAAUUACAUUAAAAACAAAAGAAAGAAGAAG
Molecule: messenger RNA, 195 nt
Organism: Dentiscutata erythropus
Lineage: Eukaryota; Fungi; Glomeromycota; Glomeromycetes; Diversisporales; Gigasporaceae
Source: the annotation of a GenBank genome assembly